CGUCAUCAUCGUCAUCAAUCAUAACUCUCUCGAAUCCUCUCGAGGCUUCCCGUCUUCUCGAACCUCGGAAGAGCGGAGGCACCGCGGGGCGCGCGAUCCCUCCCUCCCCCCCCGAUCUCGGUCAUUGCGGCUCCUCGCCGGCGUCCACCGUUGCCCCGACGGCGGACGGGAGCGGCGGCGGCGGCGACGGUCGGCGGCUGAGUCGGAGGAGAUUCGACUCGAUUCGAUUCCGAUUGGCCGCGGGCGGCUGGCUUUGAUCGGAAGAUGCUCUACCUGAAGCAGCCGAGCUCGGUGUUGUGCAUGGGGAGUAGUGGUGAUAGCUGCGGUUCCUGUUGUUGCUCUUCUUCGUCGUGCGGAUUGGUGGUAGGGUGGUGAACAGGGCGGAGGUUCCUCGAUUCCCCCGGCGGUCUGGUGCAUGCUCUUCUGAUAGUUUCCCUGAGCCUGUGGCUCGGGGAAGGGCCUGAGCUGAGGGGAGGGGGGCGUGCGCUUGCGAAGGAUGGCUCUGCGUGCCGAGAUGGAGGGCUCGUUGCGCUCUCUCGACGCCUGUAUGCAGAAAUUCAGGCUCUACGAGACUCGAUCGAUGUUCUACAUGAUAGGAAGGGACAAGAGUAGGACAUAUUGGAGAGUCCUGAAGAUUGAUAGACUGGAUCCAUCCGAGCUAAAUAUUCUAGAAGAUUCUACCACUUAUACUGAGCAUGAAUGUUCUGACCUAUUAAGGAGAAUACAUGAGGGUAACAUAUCUACUGGAGGAUUGAAAUUUGUGACUACUUGCUACGGGAUAAUUGGGUUCAUUAAGUUCUUAGGACCUUACUACAUGCUGCUUAUAACAAAGCGAACGGAGAUAGGUGCCAUCUGUGGUCAUACUGUGUAUGCCAUCUCUAAGAGCGAGAUGAUUCCUCUUCCAAAUUCCACUGUUCGUUCCAAUUUACCAAAUUCAAGGGAUGAAGACAGAUACAAGAGGCUACUAUGCACAAUCGACCUCACGAAGGACUUCUUUUUUAGCUACUCAUACCAUGUUAUGCGUAACCUACAAAAGAACUUUUGUGACGAUGAAGCUGGGCACAUUCUCUACGAGACCAUGUUCGUCUGGAACGAAUUCUUAACUCGGGAAAUUCGGAAUCACCUCAAAAACACACUGUGGACGGUUGCUUUAGUGUAUGGUUUCUUUAAACAGGCUACACUUUCUGUUGCAGGAAGAGACAUCACAUUGACUCUUAUUGCAAGACGUUCACGACAUUAUGCUGGCAUGAGGUACCUGAAACGAGGGGUGAAUGAUAAGGGAAAAGUAGCUAAUGAUGUGGAGACAGAACAGAUAGUGUAUGAGGGUGUCCCUGAAGGCCUUCCCGUGCAAAUAACUUCUGUUGUCCAGAAUCGUGGGUCAAUCCCUCUUUUCUGGUCGCAGGAAACUUCCCGUUUGAAUCUUAAACCGGAUAUAAUAGUGUCGAAGAAGGACCAGACUUAUGAAGCCACCCGACUUCAUUUUAAAAAUCUUGCCAGCAGAUAUGGCAAUCCUAUAAUUAUUUUGAAUCUGAUCAAGACGGAAGAGAAGAAGCCCCGUGAAUCCAUUCUUCGUGCAGAGUUUGCCAAUGCAAUUGAUUUUAUUAAUAAAGACUUGCCUGAGGAAAAUCGUCUGAGGUUUCUUCACUGGGAUCUACACAAACAUUCUCGGAGCAAAGCCACAAACGUUCUGUUACUUUUGGGUAAAGUGGCUACUUAUGCAUUAACGUUAACAGGUUUCUUCUAUUGUCAAGUAUCACCAGCCUCGAGACCUGAUGAUUGUCUGAAUCGGUCUUCUUCAGAGAAAGUUAAUAAUAGUGGCUUGAGUUCGAUGGAUCUUGGUGAGAACGGAAAUGAUGUGGGAGAUCUUUUGGAGAGAAAACCUAGUGAAGGUGACAACUUAAUAAAUGGAAAUCAUUCUGGAAAGCCUUCAAUGUUCCAAAGAGGGGUACUAAGAACCAAUUGCAUUGAUUGUCUGGAUCGAACAAAUGUUGCGCAAUACGCAUACGGGUUGACAGCUCUAGGUCAACAACUUCAUGCUCUUGGAAGUAUAGACUGCCCCAAAAUAGACCUUGAUGCUCCUUUAGCUGAUGAAUUGAUGGGGUUCUAUGAGAGGAUGGGGGACACACUUGCUCAACAAUAUGGUGGCUCAGCGGCUCAUAACAAGGUAUUCUCUCAGAGACGGGGUCAGUGGAAAGCAGCCACUCAAUCUCAAGAGUUCUUCAGAACUUUACAACGAUAUUACAACAAUGCUUACAUGGAUGCUAUGAAACAGGAUGCAAUUGAUGUAUUUUUGGGGAAUUUCCUGCCGGAGAUUGAUAAGCCUGCAGUCUGGGAGCUGGAUUCUGACCAACCCUCUGAUUCUGCGAGGAAUGGACAGACGGAUGUCGAUGAAGAUGGAAGGUCAAUUUUCAAAAGAUGCAUGUCAGAUGGGAAUAUUCUUCGAAAAACAAACCCAUCAAUGUCAACAACAAAGAUCGAGCAGGAGAAGUUUUGUGGUUCAGUUUUACCUGAUCGAUCAGAGGGAGCAAGGAGAGUACUCAGCGAGUCGUCACCUGACAUUUCAACCUCAGAGAGUGAAAUGACAUUUUCAAGGUACACCCCUUCAAUGCCUCGGAGACAGCUAUUUGGAGAUGUACAUCGAGAAAACAAUCAUAUCUACUACUCUGAGUAUGGAGAUGCAUCAAAUUGCUCCAACUUUGUUGAUCUAGAUUGGCUCUCAUCAUCAGGAAACUCAUGUGAGGAGGAGCCUUACGAAAGGUCAUCAAUACUCACAAGCUCUCCAGUUGCCGGAUUGUCAUCAGAGAAUGUCAUGUAUGGAAUUGGGGCGACCCCAUCUACAAGUGAUUCCAGCAUGAAGGUCAGUGCCCUUCCUCAAGAUUCUAGCAACAACUUUUCAGAAAUCAACUCUUGUUGACUCUUACCGGUAAGGGAGCAUACUGCGACUGAGCUAUCGUAUCAUAACUCCCAUAAUUCUGAUGUCUUGGAGGAAUUUUCAGAUGGCUUUGUACAAUGGGUAACCUACGGAGAGGCGCUCUGCCACUGAAGCCCAGCUGAUUCCCUCAAGGUUCUUCUCGUGUUCCCUUUUUUGAACUUGUUCCGAUCUAUACAGAGUCGAUGCAUCGAAUGGAAGAUAUAGGAGACUGUAUCACGAACAAAGAGGACUCGGGGCGGGAAAAAAAAGGGGGGGUGAGGGCGAUCGGCUUCGGUAUUUCCGUUAGUCCUCCUAGUUGAGUGACCUGAUUGAUUAGUACAAAAGAGUAAAUAGCAACGGUUAGAAUUCUUUCUGGCGCUCUUCAUUUUCGCCUACUUAAAAAUUUCAUCCGGGAACUCGGUAGGUUCGAACUUGUAAAUAUCUAUCUGCUUUCACUUUGUGAGCUCCACUUCUUUUAAGCCACAGAUAAUCGAUUCUUUAUUCCUUGAUA
Molecule: messenger RNA, 3422 nt
Organism: Syzygium oleosum
Lineage: Eukaryota; Viridiplantae; Streptophyta; Magnoliopsida; Myrtales; Myrtaceae
Product: phosphoinositide phosphatase SAC3
Exons: 16
Coding region: 497-2914 (805 amino acids)
Biological process (GO): phosphatidylinositol dephosphorylation
Cellular component (GO): intracellular membrane-bounded organelle
Molecular function (GO): phosphatidylinositol-3,5-bisphosphate 5-phosphatase activity
Source: RefSeq, a predicted model, not a curated record